Bubalus bubalis (water buffalo) is the source of this 6544-nucleotide messenger RNA. RefSeq names its product RAB11 family interacting protein 2 (gene RAB11FIP2). The transcript is spliced from 5 exons. The coding region runs from base 869 to 2404 and encodes 511 amino acids. Gene Ontology annotation, biological process: regulated exocytosis. Gene Ontology annotation, molecular function: small GTPase binding. Lineage: Eukaryota; Metazoa; Chordata; Mammalia; Artiodactyla; Bovidae. Gene Ontology annotation, cellular component: phagocytic cup; endosome. The record is from RefSeq and is a predicted model, not a curated record.
CAUGGAGAAGGCGAACCCGGAAGUGCUGCCGCCGCCCGCUCGGUGCUAGGAGCCGCCGGCCCGGCGAGGUCGAGCCGCGCGCCCGCCGCCCUGCAGCCCGCAGUCCGCCGCCCCGCUGUCCUCUCGCGCCGAGGCAGCCGGGGCUCCCCUCCCCAGGUCUCACUCCACUCCCGCCCGCCCCCCACACCCCGCCCCGGGCGAUCGGCCCCCGCCCCUACGCCCGCCCGAGAGGAGGAGCCGAGGCGCGGGGGAGGAGGAGGGAGAGGUUUGCUAGAGGGAGCGAGGCCGCGCGAGCCGGCGGCGGUUCGUAUUACCGGGGUCGGCAGGAGGAUCCCGGCUGCGCCCGCGCGGACUAGCGCAGGGCGAGCGGGAGGCACGGAGGAGGCGGGAGGGGGGCGGCCCGGUUGCGAGGAGGCCGGCGGGAGGCCAGGGGCUGAGAAUUAGGGCGUGGGGGCGCACUCCUUUCCUCCGCCGCCCUCCGCCGGGGCCUUGGCGGCCGGGCCUGCGGUGCCCGGCAGGCCCGGGAGCCGCCCGCCGGUGCCGAGGGCCCGUCCCGGGGCGAGGCGGGGGGGCGGCGGAGCGUGGAGGUGCGGACGCGAGGCCUGGACGGCGCGGCCAGGUGAUGCUGGGCCCCUGUGCUUCUCCAGAGGAAAGGGGACCCCUUCCCACCACCGGCACCACAGAACAGCCGUGCCCCCUGGCUGCCCCAGCCAGGCGUUUGGACCUCAGCCCUAGAGGGAGUCGGGCAGCUGUGAGUUUGCCUGCCUCCGUUAAGUGCCCUUAGGAUGCAGUGAUCAAGGCAUCAGGCUCUCCCUGCGGGAGGGGCUCUUCCUGUGCUGGUGAACUCGGUGCAGAGAAAAAGGACAGAAUGAUGCUCUCCGAGCAAGCCCAAAAGUGGUUUCCGACCCAUGUGCAGGUCACCGUGCUCCAAGCCAAAGAUCUUAAGCCAAAAGGCAAAAGUGGCACCAAUGACACAUACACUAUAAUUCAGCUGGGAAAGGAAAAGUACUCCACCUCUGUAGCUGAGAAAACCCUUGAGCCAGUCUGGAAGGAAGAGGCCUCUUUUGAGCUACCUGGGCUGCUAAUGCAGGGGAAUCCAGAGAAAUACAUCCUUUUCCUCAUAGUUAUGCACAGGUCCCUGGUGGGUCUGGAUAAGUUUUUAGGGCAGGUGGCCAUCAAUCUCAAUGACAUCUUUGAGGACAAACAAAGAAGGAAAACAGAGUGGUUUAGAUUAGAAUCCAAACAAGGAAAAAGAGCCAAAAACAGGGGUGAGAUAAAGGUCAAUAUUCAAUUUAUGAGGAACAAUAUGACAGCAAGUAUGUUUGACUUAUCAAUGAAGGACAAAACAAGAUCUCCUUUUGCAAAAUUAAAAGAUAAGAUGAAAGGUAGAAAAACUGAUGGGACGUUUUCUGAUACAUCUUCUGCAAUCAUUCCAAGUUCUCACAUGCCUGAUGCCCAUACUGAAUUUUCAAGUAGUGAAAUACAGAUGAAAUCUAAACCAAAAAAGCCUUUCCUUUUGGGUCCUCAGCGACUCUCUUCAGCACAUUCAAUGUCUGAUUUAACUGGGGCCCACGUAUGCUCGGAGAAGCUGAAGUCUGGCACCGUUGCUCAAACACAUCUUCUUGGCCGCCAGAUAGAUUCCUUUGGAGCAGUUCCGGAAAGUGGAAGUCUCAAAUCUCCACACAGAAGAACAUUAAGCUUUGAUACUUCUAAAAUGAACCAACCUGACAGCAGUGUGGAUGAAGGUGAAUCGGCUUUCGGAAGACAGAAUGACCCAUUUACAAAUGUGACUGCUUCAUUACCCCAAAAAUUUGCAACACUGCCAAGGAAGAAAAAUCCAUUUGAAGAAAGCAGUGAAUCAUGGGACAGCAGUGUGAAUUUAUUUUCAAAAUCAAUUGAAGUAAGAAAAGAAAACAAGAGAGAAAAAAGGGAGAAAGUCAGCCUCUUUGAAAGAGUGACUGGAAAAAAAGAUAGACGAUCUGAUAAACUUAACAACGGGGGAGCCGAUAGCCCUUGUGACUUGAAAUCACCUAAUGCGUUUAGUGAACAUCGGCAGGACUAUUUUGAUUAUGAGUCAACUAAUCCGUUUACAACAAAAUUCAGGGCUUCAAAUAUAAUGCCAUCUUCAAGUUUUCAUGUGAAUCCGACAAGUCAUGAGGACCUCAGGAAGAUUCCGGAGAGCAACCCCUUUGAUGCCACUGCAGGCUAUCGCAGUCUGACCUACGAGGAGGUACUGCAGGAGCUGGUGAAACACAAGGAGCUCCUGAGGAGGAAAGACUCGCACAUCCGGGAGCUGGAGGACUACAUCGACAACCUCCUGGUCAGGGUGAUGGAGGAGACGCCCAGUAUUCUCAGAGUGCCCUACGAGCCGUCCAGGAAAGCUGGCAAAUUCUCCAAUACUUAACAAGCCAGUGGUACUGCAUUUAUAAUCGGGGGCGGGGGCAGGAGGAGGGAAGGAGAAAAGAAGGAAGAAAGAGGACGAAAAAUAGAAAAGCUUGGUACUGAAAAAGAGACCACGCUAUCAGGUUUCAUUACGUACUCUCCUUCAUUGUGAAAAAUUAUUUCACCUGUAAAUAUUAGCAGGGACUAUCAAGAGUGACCUUUGAAGUGAGCUCAAUAAUUUAAACCUUUAAAGUGAAAAUGGGCCAGAUUCUCGUGAAUAAGCCGUUCCUUAGGAUUCACUUAGGUGCUGGUGCUGGCCCACUAAUCUCUCUUAGACCUAGAAGUAUCUUCAGAAGUACAUGACGUAUUCCUCAGGAACAGGUUUCUCGUAAAGCAAAAUUGAAACUGUGGUUGGUUUCUCAGAAGUCAAUUUAUAGACAUUUAGCUGCAGGAGUACUGAUCAUUAUAAACACUACUAAAAAAAAAGGUUUCAUAUUUUAUAUACAUUUAUGUGUACAUGAAUAUCUAGAUGUUCAUGUAUCUUUGUAUGUAAAAUACGUGCAUAUACCUCAUAUAUACGUGUGUUUUUAGAACAUUUAAAAACAACUGAUUGCCUCUAAAAUUAUAGGAUACCAAUUAGGGUUUCUUAAUCUGGAAAUAUAUGUGUGCUCUGUCGAUGCAAAACAAAUCAGCAUUGCUAUUAAUACUCUAAAUGGUUUGUUAUAGAGAAGCUGCUUCAAAUCACUCUUGACUAUAUGAACCUUGGUUUCAAAAUAAGCUGCUACUAUAUAUUAUUCUACCAUCAGAUCCUUUCUCUUUUUCCAAAAUAAUGACCCAAAGUCCCUUUUUAAAGAAUGAUGUAUUUUAGGAAACUUCAUUAACUUCACAACAGCAUGAGUUUUUUAAAUUAGUUUUUUGUCGUAAUAUCUGAGCUUUGUUUAAGCCUUAAGCAGAAGAUAAGCAAAUGUGAUUUGUUUUGUUGAGAUUUUGAAUGUCUUUAAAAUACUAUCAAAGAAAAUAUUAGGAAGUUAUAUCUGAAGAUAAUUUGGGGGGGAGUGGGUGAUCAUUCUGAUGCCUGAUAACCCAGAGCAAUGAGCAAAUUCUAGGAAUGAUGAAUUAGGCUUGGUUUCAAGUUACAUAAAUAAUGGAACAGAUGGUUGCAUUUGGGUUCUGAACCACAGUAAGAUUUACUAAAGGAGGGGUGAGUUCUUAGAACAGAUCUUUACUAGGAUGACAAUUUAUACUGUUCCACAUACUUAAAACCCUUUAAAAAUAAAUCAGUAUCACAAAACUGUAUGCUAACUUUUUUUAAAGUCUGCUCCCCCAGAAUGUUGACUGCUUUCAUGAAUUUUCUUUAUAUAUUUGUACAAAAUUAGUCUUUAAAGUGAAAACAGUGAUAUAAAAAUUUUACUAAUCAUCUGCUGCUCGUUUUUUAACUUUAAAAGUCUGAAAUACAUACUGUGUAAUACUGAAAUCUGUUUCUUCUAAAGGAAAUUUACAAUGAAAAGUUCACCUGUAUAAGGAGACAUGUAUUCCCCAAUCUUUUACCAAAUACAUUUUUGUCUAAUAUUUGUCUCUACUAAGACUUCAUUGAGAGUUAAAUAACAAAGCACAUGUAAUUGUUUUGCUCAGUUUUAAUAUUUUGAAUCAGAUAAUACUUGGCCAAGUUUAUAUUCAUAAGCUAAAAUUCCUUAUUAUUUUUAUUUUUCUGAAUUGCUUUAGUUUUCCUAUGAGAGCACAAAUUUUGAAAUUCUGAAAAAAAAUCCCAAAUGUUAAUACAAAAAAUAAUUUUUAAUAUGAGGAAAAAGAGAAGGAAAAAUAGCUCUUUCCAACUUUUUCCUUCACUUCUCAAUUUCUGUAGUAAACCUCACAGUCUGGUGUAAAAUUUUAUUCUCUCAUUUGAGGUCUUGGUACUUAUUUUUUAACAUGGUGCCAUUUUUAGUUAACAUUUGUUAAAUGUUGCACAAUUCUUAGUUUUUCUUUUCGUAUAAUCAAGGCUCUUCUUACACUUUUAAAAAGUAUUAGAAUCCAUGUGUUUUCAGUAUUAUGACAUUAUCUGCAGAUAUUUUAAUAUGCUUUGGCCAAAUUUACUUUCUAUAGAAUGACCCACGAUACCAAUGUUGUACUGGGGAUAUGUUUUAUGUAAACAAAGCUCAUGAAAAAGUAUGAUUCAGGGACUACUAUUUUUUUAAUGAGGAAAUUCAUUUUUAAGGAGAGAAUCUUGGCCUGUGUGAAAACUGUUAAGGAUUAGACUUAUCCUUGGUGAAUGAUUUGGCUAUAACUGCAUCAAUAUUUUUAUCUUUUAUUCUGAGACAAGAGCUGUAUUGAAAACUGAAUCUGCAUUUAUCACUGCCUGAAAUGUUCUUUUCUGAUGUUUAUGAACUUUCUUUCAUUCAUGACCUAGAGUCAGACUUACUCUGUAUUUUCAUAAUCAAUUCGUCAAUAUAAUGAACUAAAAACGAAAAGUAAAAAUGAGCUCCUGAGUACACAUGCCAGUGUUUCCUGUGUUUGUGAGUGGAAGUGCAAGUGGAGGAGUAUUAAUUUCUAGCAUUGUAGAAAAAAGGCCAAAAGAUCACAGUAGUUUAUUUUUCCAAACUGUAACUUUUAAGUAUUAAAAUGGUAUGUUUUUUUAGUAACUUAGACAUGGAAAUAAAACAUAUAUACUCAUUAAUGCACAGCACAAUAGACUUAUAGACAGAGAUUACUUCUGCUUUUAUGCUUAAAAAAGGCAUGCUCAAAAAUAUUUCCACAAAAAAGAGGAUUCUUUUUUUAAUUGCAGUGUUUGUGAUAGUCUCAAACCUGUCUUAAGCUAACACAGUUCUGUUAAUGUAAUUAAAAAUGCCUCUGCUAAUAUUUUUUAAAUAGUGUAGUUAUACAACCAGCUCCCCUCCAAAUUCUAAAAUUCAGCUACAAAGUAUUGAACAUACACUCCUACCACUUAGGCUUCAAGUUCAUUUAUUGAAUACCAGGGAGUAAAUCUUAGAAUUGUAUAUAAAAUAACAUGUCCCCCAUUCACAACUCUUUUAAGUAUUGCUUUUUGCUGCUGUAUUCUGCAUUGAGCCUAGUUCUGCCAUCCUCCCAUGAAUGUCGUAUUAUCCAUAGAUUAUACAUAACUAUGUCUGUUGCUUUUAACAGCAAAUGAAGAUUUUGUUGUAAUUUUCCAGCUGUGAAAAUGUUGCCCGGUAUUUAAAGGGGUUUCAUGAAUGGAAACCUAAAGUAAAACUCAGCUCGUUAGUGACAGACUUGCUUUCUUCUCAUCCUUCACCAACUCCUCCACCCUCGUAAGAGUGCUUAUUCUUCAGCAAAGAGAGCUCAAAAAAAAAAAAAGGAAAAAAUUGCUGCCUUUAAUGUAUCAAUUGUUACACUAGAGCUUUUAUUUUCUUCUGUAGCUUUUUAGAAAAAGCAGCCUACCCUGGAUUUGCAAAACAAGGUGAAACUUUCUGAUGUCUGUGUGCUCAUAUGUCUUAUAGAUACGGUUGGUGUCACUCGUGUGUGUAAGUGAAAUAGGAAGCAUGCUCAUUUCCUCGAUCUCUUUGAAGUAAAAGGAGAAGGAUCGCAGUGCUGCUGGCUCAUGAUUGUAGAUGGAAGGGUCUGUCAGCCCACACCGAAAGCCCCCAUUUUCACAGAUUUAUAACUUUAAUAAUCCAGAUGCACUCAUUGGAAGUAUUUAAUAUGCAAUAGGUAGCACCUUAACUAAUUAAUCUGCAUAUGAAGGGUUUUCUGAUGUAUUUAAUAAGAAGUGUAGAAGCUCUUCAAGCAUUAAACUAGAGUUGACAUUUUAUUUCAUUUAUUUUCCAUGUCAAAAAAUCCACUCUUAUAAUGGAACUGAAGUCUGUAACAAAUGAUACAUUGGGCUUAUAAUACUAACUCUUCUAGGUGGUUUGUAUUUUGAGGUACAAAAAAAUGCUGCAGAUCUAGAAAUGUAUAUAUUUAGCAGGUAUUUGAAAGAUACUAGCAUUAUUUAUAACUGAGGAGUAUUACAAUUACCAAGGAAAAUGCUCUAGUAACUUGUAUACAUUUUUGCAGGUACAAACUGAAAAGUAUGUAAACAUUACAUAAUGUGACAGUUGUGUAAUUUAUGUAAUCUGAUGCAUGAAUCAGAAUUUUUAUAUAAUAUAUGAUUAUUGGUUUAUUAUAGUUGAUUAAAAGUGUUUAAUCUUGA